Vicia villosa (hairy vetch) is the source of this 1003-nucleotide messenger RNA. RefSeq names its product WAT1-related protein At1g25270-like. Gene Ontology annotation, cellular component: plasma membrane. The record is from RefSeq and is a predicted model, not a curated record. Gene Ontology annotation, molecular function: transmembrane transporter activity. NCBI's taxonomy places the organism in Eukaryota, Viridiplantae, Streptophyta, Magnoliopsida, Fabales, Fabaceae. The coding region runs from base 116 to 1003 and encodes 295 amino acids. The transcript is spliced from 7 exons.
GCGACCAAAAAUUACUUGGAGUGUGCUAUCUAAAUCAUUUCUAUGUGGAUUGUUUGGGGGAAGUUUGUAUUUAAAUCUUUACCUCGAGGCUCUGGCUUUGACGUCGGCAACAUUUAUGUUGGCCAUGGUCAACUUAGUUCCAGCCAUUACCUUCAUCAUGGCUGUAUGCUUAGGAAUGGAUAGAUUAAAUUUGAGGGUGGUAGAAGGAAAGGCGAAAGUGGUAGGAACAAUAAUGGGAAUUAGUGGUGCAAUGUUGAUGCUUUUUCUCAAAGGUGCAGAGAUUCAUAUUUGGUCUUCCAAUAUCAACCUUUUGCAUCCACAUCACAACCAAAAUGAACAAAUGGAAUCUCACCAUGCUGACCUUCGUAAAAAAUUGUUGGGUGUUUCAAUUGCAUUAGCAAGCAGUUGCUCUUUCUCUAUGUGGUUUAUCAUUCAGGCUAAGUUGAAUGAGGAAUACCCUUGUCAUCACUCAAGUGCAGCUUUAAUGACCACAAUGGGAUCCAUUCAAGCAACUGUCAUUGCUCUUUGCGUAGACAGGGAUUGGAACCAAUGGAAGCUAGAAAACAAUCUAAGGAUUCUUACUGUUGUUUAUCCGGGAAUUGUGGUGUCUGGAUUAGCUGUUAUCAUGAUUGCGUGGUGCAUAAGGAUGAGGGGACCUCUAUUUGCGUCUAUUUUCAAUCCUUUACAACUCUUACUUGUAGUUAUAGCUGCUUAUUUAAUGUUGGAUGAAAAAUUAUACUUGGGAAGCAUGGUUGGAGCAAUGAUGAUUGUGUGCGGACUCUACGCCGUACUUUGGGGACAAAGCAAAGAAAUGAAAAAGAAAACAAAGAUAUCAGUAGAGCCAUUAGAAAUCACAAUAAAGACUGAAAAUGUUGAGCUUAUAUUUCUCUCUCGAGAUGACGUGUUAGCAUGGACACAGUCUAUUGAUAAAAAAUAUUGUAUUAUUGUUGUUACUGUUCGCUAUGAUACCACAAUGAGAUUAGAGAGAGGAAAGAUAAAUUGA